CAAAACCACCCUCAAGAAGAACAACCUCGAACCAAGCCUUCUUAUCCAAGCAAUUUCUCUCUCCUGCUCGUUCAUCGAAGCGACGUUUUCAUGUUCCAGAUGCAAUCUUCCACGUGUUCAUUAUACCUUUAUAUAUAUCUCUAUACCUUGCUCUAAACCUCACUCUGCUGAAAACAUUUUGGAUAACAUACAACUUUACAUUAACAAGCUUUUCUUUGACUUUAUUAUUACAAGGAACAAGUUGUUGGUUUUGUGGAAUGACUUGUGAUAAUUUGGAGUUGCCGCCCGGGUUUAGGUUUCACCCGACGGAUGAUGAGCUAGUUAUGCAUUAUUUGUGUCGGAAAUGCGCGUCUCAGCCGAUUUCGGUCCCGAUUAUUGCUGAGAUUGAUCUGUAUAAGUUCGAUCCCUGGCAGCUUCCUGAAAUGGCUUUGUAUGGAGAAAAGGAGUGGUACUUCUUCUCGCCGAGAGAUAGGAAGUACCCGAAUGGAUCACGGCCGAAUAGAGCGGCUGGAACGGGUUAUUGGAAGGCCACGGGAGCGGAUAAACCGAUUGGGAAACCGAAGCCGGUUGGGAUUAAGAAGGCGCUUGUGUUCUACGCCGGAAAAGCUCCGAGAGGGGUCAAAACCAAUUGGAUAAUGCACGAGUAUCGUCUUGCUAAUGUUGAUCGAUCCGCCGGCAAGCGGAACAACAAUCUUAGGUUAGAUGAUUGGGUAUUAUGUCGAAUAUACAACAAGAAAGGGACCCUAGAGAAGCACUAUGUCAAUGAUAAUCAAUCAUCAGAAAUGGAGGUUGAAACGAAACCCAAAAUUACCCAAAAUACCCCUCCACCCGCGGUACAUCCACCGGCGUCAGUACCACAUCACGUCAUGAAUGACGUGUUUCAUUUCGAUACGUCGGAAUCAGUUCCGACGUUACAUACGGAUUCAAGUCCUGAACACGAAAGAGAGGUCCAAAGUGACCCGAAACAAAAUGAUGUUGGGUUUAGUUACAUGGACCCGUUUCAAGAUGACGGUUUUACCCCUCAAUCGCAAUACUAUAACGACUUUCAACUGUCCCCGUUACAGGACAUGUUUAUGUACACACCAAAGCCCUUUCAGAUGUGAAAACUCUUUAAGUUUCGUUUGUAGUUGUACAAUGGUUUAUGGGCAAGGUACAUAUUGCCAUAGAAGAUGUGAAGGAAUUUGGGCCCAUUUAGAACAUAUUAUCAAGUUGAAAUGGGUGACAAGUUGAAGGGCAAAAUGGGUACAGUUUUGUUAUGGGUCAAGGAGCAAGUGGGGGUGUGGAUAGAGUAGUGAUGGGCAAAUUGCCAUAGAUGCAAGAAAUCUUGAUGUUGGCAUGAUUUUCCCAUUGUAGUUAGUAGAACACAAAUAACACUCUUAGAUGUGUAAUUUGAUGAAGGAAAUGAACUAUUAAUGUGUUGGUUUCUAUGGUCA
Helianthus annuus (common sunflower) is the source of this 1433-nucleotide messenger RNA. Its product is annotated as NAC domain-containing protein 2. Gene Ontology annotation, biological process: regulation of DNA-templated transcription. The record is from RefSeq and is a predicted model, not a curated record. The transcript is spliced from 3 exons. NCBI's taxonomy places the organism in Eukaryota, Viridiplantae, Streptophyta, Magnoliopsida, Asterales, Asteraceae. Gene Ontology annotation, molecular function: DNA binding. Bases 258 to 1103 code for a protein of 281 amino acids.